Messenger RNA from Cryptococcus wingfieldii CBS 7118, 657 nucleotides. RefSeq lists its product as hypothetical. The transcript has 5 exons. Bases 1 to 657 code for a protein of 218 amino acids. Lineage: Eukaryota; Fungi; Basidiomycota; Tremellomycetes; Tremellales; Cryptococcaceae. The record is from RefSeq and is a predicted model, not a curated record.
AUGUUCAAGCUUGCAGCCCUCGCCGCCCUCAUCCCUCUCGCUUUUGCCGCUCCUACCGGUGAAUUCUCCAAACGCGAUGAUUCGACCCACCUCAACUGUGUCCGAUACCAAUACUCCGGCCCAUUCACAUCCACCGGUUUCAACGGCCAAAUCCAUUUCUACUCCAACAUCACCUCCUUCGACUCUGGCUCCCAGACCACCUCGUUCAACGAAUCCCGCCUCGGCCUCGCAAGAGACGGGUCUAUCCAGCCUUGUGGCGACUGUCGUACGACAGAGUUGUUUGGGUUUGAAGUGUGUGAGACGGAUUCGCAGCUUGCUUUUAAUGGAUUGCAAAACUCUGCACACUCUUUCUACGGACAUGUUACAUACUCCAACGUAUCCCCCACCCAUCAGUGUCUCGCCGCAUUCCGUCUCCCGCGCGAAGGCUCCCCCCUCGCCUUGAGAGAGUGCGAGUAUGACUACGACAAUGCGGCUGCAUCGGGCCAGUACUGGCAAAUUACAACCUAUGACGACUCCGUCAUCGCUAUGCUCGUCGAUGAACACGGUUCAUACGGCCCUACACCCGAGUUGAACAACAACGGUUCUCUCGUCUUGUACGACCCGGUGGGCGCCAACAGGACGUUUACGUAUUUCGGGUUCAAGGCGCAAGAGUUCUAA